GGAGCCAUGUGCACAUCCAGGCUCUUCACGCUUGUCCUGGUGGUGCAGCCGCCCCGCGUCCUCCUGGGCAUGAAGAAACGCGGGUUUGGAGCUGGGCUGUGGAACGGCUUCGGGGGGAAGGUGCAGCCGGGGGAGAGCAUCGAGGAGGCUGCUCGCAGGGAGCUCCUGGAGGAAAGCGGACUGACUGUGGACACCUUGCAGAAGAUGGGUCAGAUCACUUUUGAAUUUGUAGGCAACUCUGAACUCAUGGAAGUUCACAUUUUCCGAGCAGAUCAUUUUCAUGGAGAGCCAACAGAAAGUGAUGAAAUGCGUCCACAGUGGUUUCGGCUGGAUGAGGUGCCAUUCAAUCACAUGUGGGCAGAUGACAUCUAUUGGUUUCCCCUGCUACUUCAGAAAAAGUUGUUUCGUGGCUAUUUUAAGUUCCAGGGACAAGACACUAUCCUGGAGCACACCCUGAAAGAAGUGGAGGAAGUUUAAGAAAAGAGAAGCAUUUGGCGCAUGUGCUGCUGCCCACAUCAGGCUAGAACACCAUGAGUACUACUGUAAGGGUCUCCUUUCUCAACUCUCCAGCAAAGGAGACUUAUUUGCCAGGUCACUGGGAAGUAAGGAAAAUAAGGGGGUUUCUUAGAGCAGAAAGAAAAGUAACAAGAUUUUCCAU
Molecule: messenger RNA, 658 nt
Organism: Pygoscelis adeliae (Adelie penguin)
Lineage: Eukaryota; Metazoa; Chordata; Aves; Sphenisciformes; Spheniscidae
Gene: NUDT1
Product: nudix (nucleoside diphosphate linked moiety X)-type motif 1
Exons: 3
Coding region: 7-477 (156 amino acids)
Biological process (GO): DNA protection
Molecular function (GO): 8-oxo-7,8-dihydroguanosine triphosphate pyrophosphatase activity
Source: RefSeq, a predicted model, not a curated record